CGACCAAAUCACAUAGUUUCAGAACAAGAUCAGAUUCUUCACUUCCUAACAAAUCUAAAAAUCCAAUCUUUGGUUCUCUUCCGGACAAGAACGAAGAAAUUGUAAGAGAGCCAGCAAAGGUAUUGCAAAGCGAAUGGCUCAAACCAUCUCCUACAUAACCGGUUCUCAACUCCUUCCCCUUAAACGGGUUCCGAAUAUCGCCAUUAUAGAUGUCAGGGAUGAUGAAAGGAGUUAUGAUGGUCAUAUAGCUGGGUCCUUGCACUAUGCCAGUGGCAGUUUCAAUGAUAAGAUCUCCAAUCUUAUUCAAGAUGUCAAAGGAAAAGAUACUCUUGUUUUUCAUUGUGCUUUAAGCCAGGUUCGUGGCCCAACUUGUGCACUGAGGUUAGCCUAUCAUCUAGAGGAGUUGAAGGAAGAUACCGGAAUCAAGAACAUUUUGGUUUUGGAGCGCGGUUUCAAUGGCUGGGAAGCUUCCGGACGACCCGUUUGUCACUGCACCGACAUCCCUUGCAAGGGCGCGAGUGCAUAGCCAUCAAUUAGAAUUCAUUAUGUCUGAUAAGGAAGCAAAAUUAUAUACCUACUUGAUUGCAGUUAAUACUUCCUCUUAAUGAUUAUGUUUAAUGGAUAUAUAAUAUUACUGAUUUGGUUUCUACCAAAUUUGUUUUCACUUUUAACACUUUGUGUUCAGUGGGUUUAUGCCCCUUUCUCUUUUUGUUAACAAUUUGCAUGAUUUACCAUUAAUAAAUUGUCCAAAGAUGGGUUACAUGUUUUGCC
This is a messenger RNA of Hibiscus syriacus, 771 nucleotides long. Its product is annotated as dual specificity phosphatase Cdc25-like. The transcript is spliced from 3 exons. Gene Ontology annotation, cellular component: nucleus; cytoplasm. NCBI's taxonomy places the organism in Eukaryota, Viridiplantae, Streptophyta, Magnoliopsida, Malvales, Malvaceae. Gene Ontology annotation, molecular function: protein tyrosine phosphatase activity. The record is from RefSeq and is a predicted model, not a curated record. The coding region runs from base 134 to 526 and encodes 130 amino acids.